AUGUGUCAGCUUCACCAACAGCAUCAUCAGCUUCGGCACCUCUCGCUCACCGACCGCCUCGGCUUCGGCUUCGGCUUCGGCCUGGCCAUUGGCCUCGCCCUCGACGGCUGCGCGCCCAGCAACGAGCAGAGCGGGCCGCGGCUGGUGGUGGUGCUGGGCCUGGUCGGCGGCGGGGGCGUGCUGGUGCUGCUCGUGGUCGCGCUGGUGGCCUGGAUCUACCACCGCCGGGCUAUGCUCGAGGGGGCCAACAUGAGCACCGUCUACUCGAGGAUGUUCGAGACUACCGACAGCUCGGUGCCUCUGCUCUCCCGCGACGAGGCCGACGAAGACGAUGCCCACAUCAACCCGUAG
Messenger RNA from Acanthamoeba castellanii str. Neff, 351 nucleotides. RefSeq lists its product as uncharacterized. Lineage: Eukaryota; Discosea; Longamoebia; Acanthamoebidae. The transcript is spliced from 3 exons. Bases 1 to 351 code for a protein of 116 amino acids. The record is from RefSeq and is a predicted model, not a curated record.